Funneliformis mosseae is the source of this 378-nucleotide messenger RNA. The record is from the annotation of a GenBank genome assembly. NCBI's taxonomy places the organism in Eukaryota, Fungi, Glomeromycota, Glomeromycetes, Glomerales, Glomeraceae.
AUGAGCGAUUGUACCUUCUAUACUUACCAACCUGGUAAACCAGUCAAGGAGAAAAGGCAUCCAAAUAUGUUUUUCUUAUAUCGAAAAGAUAUGAUGAGAUAUAGACCUUAUAACAUAAGUAUGUCUGAAUUCAGCAAAACGGUGUCGGAAAAAUGGAAGGAACUAUCAGAAGAUCAAAAAAUAAGAUGGCAAAGGAAGUAUCACGAACGUCGUGAUAAAAAAUUGCAAAUCGCAGUCUCUAAUUCCCCUAUCGAGGUUAUCAGCGAAAUUCAGACCGCAGCUGCCAUUCCAAAUUCUGUUAAUAACGAUUUAACUUCCAUUAUGAAAGGUGAUUGCUUUCUCACGGAAGGACCUCCGGAAGACUUUCUUUUUCAAUAA